This is a messenger RNA of Patiria miniata (bat star), 6932 nucleotides long. Its product is annotated as calcium-activated potassium channel subunit alpha-1-like. Gene Ontology annotation, cellular component: postsynaptic membrane. The record is from RefSeq and is a predicted model, not a curated record. The coding region runs from base 196 to 4056 and encodes 1286 amino acids. Lineage: Eukaryota; Metazoa; Echinodermata; Asteroidea; Valvatida; Asterinidae. Gene Ontology annotation, molecular function: large conductance calcium-activated potassium channel activity. Gene Ontology annotation, biological process: transmembrane transport; potassium ion transport. The transcript has 29 exons.
UAGGGUACGUAUGUACUAUGUGCAUGCGCGCUAUGCACACACAUCUAUCGCAAGUUAAGUGCAUGCAACUAGCAACGUUCAGUAUAGUAACAAAGUUGUGUGCAACGUAAACACAGUCUGACAGUGAAAAAGAUGUUGGCAUUCAGAAAUCCAACGUAAUGUGAGCCGAAAACAGCCCGAAUUUUCUCCGCAACCAUGUCUUAUGUCAACCUAACAGAAGAACAGUGUGAAGAAACACACUGUAUACCACCCGAUGACUGUAGAGAGAGAUACUGGUACGUGUUUCUCAGCUCGAGUUUGAUCACUUUUUUCGGCGGACUGGUGGUGAUUUUGGCGUUCCGUCUGAUCGUGUUGAUCAGCUGCAAGCGGCGCGUGCACGAUGCGUCGCCGCCGACGCCGAGCUUCAAUGGCCCGGUCUUCAACGGCAAGAGCCCGGACAUCGAGGUGCCUUGGAUGACGGCUGUCAAAGAUUGGGCCGGGGCACUGAUAUCGGCACAGACGAAGAUUGGGAAAUUCUUGGUUCUUGUUGUCUUCAUCAUAAGCGUGGCGUCGUUUGUAAUAUAUCUGCUGCAGGUCUCCCAGCCCAUUGAGAGGUGUUUUAUACUGUCCCAGGACAUCUUGUUCCAAAUUGAUCUCACGUUCAACUUUUUUUUCUUGCUGUACUUUGCCUUACGGUUUGUCGCUGCACCAGACAAGUUUUGGUUCUGGCUAACAUGGAACUCCAUUGUGGACUUCUUUACAAUACCACCCAUCUUUGUCUCCUUAUACCUCGGACGAACAUGGCUAGGUCUCCGUUUCCUGAGAGCCCUGCGGAUGAUCCAGCUGUCCGAGAUCCUGCAGUUUCUGAGCAUCCUACGCACCAGCGACACCAUCAAACUGGUCAACCUGGUCACCAUCUUUUUCAGUAUGUGGCUGACUGCUGCGGGCUUUGUUCACCUUGUUGAAAACUCGGGUGACUUCUGGACUUCUUUCACCAAUCCCCAACAAAUCGACUACUGGACGUGCGUUUAUAUUCUGGUGGUCACCAUGUCGACGGUCGGCUACGGUGACGAGACCGCCAAGACAACUCUUGGGAGGAUCUUCAUCGUGGGUUCCAUCUUUGUCAGCGUGGCCAUCUUUACCAGCUAUCUGCCAGAGUGCUUUGACAUCUUGGGGAGAAGAAAGAAGUACCAGGGGUCCUACCAAUCUGAGAAAGGACGAAAGCACAUCAUCUUGUGUGGACACAUCACGUAUGACAGCGUGGCCAACUUUCUUAAGGACUUUCUCCACAAGGACAGAGAUGACGUCAAUGUUGAAAUUGUCCUUCUGGAUAAUUCGGAGCCAGAUCUGGAGCUGCAGGCUUUAUUUAAGAGACAUUUCACGCAGCUGGAAUUCUUCCAAGGUUCGGUCCUCAACUCAGUGGACCUGGAAAAAGUCCGGUUGAAAGAGGCUGAUGCAUGUCUAGUACUAUGCGACAAGUACAACCUGGAUCCAGACGCGGAGGACGCCGGUAACAUCAUGAGGGUCAUCUCGGUCAAGAACUAUCACUCCAAAUGCAGGGUCAUUGUACAACUUAUGAAUUACCAUAAUAAGGCCCAUCUCCUGAACAUUCCCAGUUGGAACUGGCGGGACGGAGAUGACGUCAUCUGCAUCGCGGAGCUGAAGCUGGGCUUCAUCGCCCAGGCUUGCCUAGCGCCCGGCUUCUCCACCAUCAUGGCCAACCUCUUUGCCAUGCGCUCCAACAGCGAGAUUAAGCGAGCCGCCUUCACUCAGGGUGUUAGUCACACCAAUGUUUACCAAGUCUCGUCCAAUGAAUCUGACACUGCUGGUCGUAAAGUGUCUUGGCAGACACACUACUUACAAGGCUGCGGUAACGAGAUGUACACUGAAUACCUCUCCAAAUCGUUCACUGGACUGUCUUUUCCCGAGGUGGCUCAGGUGUGCUUUCAGAAACUGAAGCUUUUGCUGAUAGCAGUGGAGUCUAACAUGGACACGGUUGAAAGCAUAAUUGCAAUCAAUCCUGGUCCACAUAUCAAGAUCCACGAAGGGACGCUGGGCUUUUUUGUAGCUCCCUCGGCUCAGGAGGUCAAACGGGCCUACUACUACUGCAAGGUGUGUCAUGAUGAUGUCAUAGCUGUUGAGAAGAUCAAACAGUGCGACUGCGAUAAUGCGGACUAUUUAGGUCGACGCAGCAAUCGUCACGGCCUGAGGCGUCUCCUGCCGUGUUCUCGGAAACGCAAACACCAUAAGUUCUCAGCUCGUUUGAGAUCCCUCUCCACCAUUCAAACAGUAUCAACAGUUUUCGCCUCAUUGAGCAUUCCGUCAAACCUUGAGGGCAGCAGACAGGACAAGAGCAACGGCAUGGCUCUCAACAAUACAAACCUACAAAGCUGUAUCCCCAUCCACACACGUACAUGUAGUUCAAACCAAGCAGAGAAACCGUACAGCCUGGACCCACCGACCGAUGAGGAUUGGUAUGGUGGGCUGCGAAGGCCAAACACCGUGCGGUCACGGCCUAUCAGGAAAGACAAAAAGAGAAGUUAUGCUUUCCGUCGUCCUGUCCGGUUUGACCGGCCGCGUCCCUGCGUGGGAUCGCUGGGCCAGCUACUACUAAGGAUGCAGUAUAUGAAUGGGGAUCGCAGCCCCAAACCGACUUGCACCAGUAGGGUGAGUCCUCGUCUGAAACAACUGCCCGAUUUCAACGAUGCCGACAACACCUUCCAGUUUGAUUCAACGGGGAUGUUCCAUUGGUGCAAGGAAAGGACCUCCUCCUAUGCACUCCUGACACGAGAGGAGGCCCAGCAGACCAACCUGUCCAACCACGUAGUGGUCUGCGUGUUCGGCAACCGCAACUCUCCGCUCAUCGGUUUGAGGAACUUCGUCAUGCCGCUGCGAGCCAGCAACUUUCAUCUGGAGGAGCUGAAGACGAUUGUCUUGCUGGGUGACAUCCAGUACAUCGACAGGGAGUGGCAGACACUUAAGAACUUCCCCAAAGUCUACAUCAUGAAUGGGUCACCUCUAAGCCGCGCCGACCUGCGCGCCGCCAACGUCAACCAAUGCGACAUGUGCGUGAUCCUGUCCGCCAACGACAGCACCUCGAUAGACCAGAGCCUGCAGGACAAGGAGACCAUUCUAGCCUCCCUCAAUCUCAAGGCCAUGAUGUUCGACGACUCGGUGGGUCUGCUGGCCGCCCAGGAACAAGCCAUCAUGCCGAUGCAGCUGCCUGGAUUUGAGAUGACUACCAACCCAGAUCAGCCUGGUAGGAGAGGCUCGGCCGUAGGAGCCAACGUCCCCAUGAUUACAGAGCUUGUAAAUGACUGCAACGUCCAGUUCUUAGACCAAGAUGACGAUGAUGAUCCCAACACGGAACUUUACCUGACCCAACCCUUCGCUUGUGGCACAGCGUUUGCCGUCAGUGUCUUGGACUCAUUAAUGAGUGCUACGUACUUCAAUGACAACGCUCUGACCCUGAUUAGAACGCUGAUCACAGGGGGCGCCACACCCGAACUUGAGCAGAUCCUAGCGGAAGGAGGUGACAUGAAGCCUGGGUACAGUACCGCGGAGCUCCUAGUCAAUCGGGACAGAUGUCUAGUGGCACAGUUGUCGCUGAUUGACGGACCCCUCUCGCUAUUUGGGGAUGGAGGCAUGUACGGCGACCUCUUCGUUGAGGCCCUGAAGAAAUUUGGCAUGCUCUGCUUCGGCAUUUACCGGUUCCGAGACUCCACGCUCUCCACGAACACCCCCUCCUCCAAACGCUACACCAUCACCAACCCACCGUACGAGUUCCCGCUCCUCUCCACCGACCUCAUCUUCGUCCUGAAGCACUUUGACCCCUCCACACCGUCCUCAAGGGUUAAAGCUCAGAGUCCAGAGGCCACCAACGGUGGAGGUGGGGGUGGUGGGGGCGGACAGUACAAGAAGAAAAAACGGAAGGCCAAGGACAGGGAGCGCAGUGAGAAGAGAGACUCGGGGGAGGGGAUGGAGAUGACUCCUCAGAUGCCCCAGCAUCACAUGGUACAAGUGCAGAACAGUAAUCCCGACGAACAGAAGGCCCCAGUCAAUACAACAAUGUGCUGACACUAGAGGGUGAUAGACCUACUGGCUGACUUGUCAAAGUUGGAGUAUCAGAGAGGUGGUCCUGUAACAACUUUGAACGAGAACUGUGGUUAAGCCAUAGUUCAACUGGUUCUCACUCAAACCCCUGCUAGUCUACAGUCGGAUAAAUCUAGUCGACGAUUCCGGUACCAGCCGAACAAGGUCGGUCGCAUGGCUGGUUACCGAAAGUCAGUGCACCAUAAUGUAAAGCAGGGAGCCAGGAGCAAGAUUUGGUUAUGACUUUGUCAACAUUUUGGCUAAAGAUGUUCGCACAUUGCUGUUAACAUUGUGGAUCCCACUUCUGCCACCACAUUACCUUUGAUCGUGAAGGCGUAAGUUACAUCACAUGCUGAUGUUAACCGCAGGCUAAUGUCAUGGAUAGAAAUCCGCUUAGCACUGAAAAAAAAAAAGCUUAGAGAAAAAACAGAUUACCAGUGAAAAAUUGCAGCACUUUUACAAAUCACUGCAUCUGUUGCAUAGAAAAAGGUCAAAGGUUAUGUGGUGGCAGAAGUGGGAUCCACAAAAGAUUCACUUCAUUUUAGAAGCGUAAUAUCUUGUAGCAGUGGGUGAUCAUGCAAUAUUUAACCGAAAGAAUUUGUUGAAAUUGUUAACUAAGAAGUUGUGUACUCUUAUAACAUGCAUGCUGGUAAAUGCAUGAUUUUUUUUUCAGAGUUUAAAAUAUUUAGUGUAAAAACUGCUGACGUUUAAUACCUUAGAACACUUCCAGUUCUUCUUGAAGACAGUGGACACAAAUUUUAUUGCUACGCACAGUACUGGGUGGCAGUGUGAAUGAACUGAAAAAGAUUUCUUAAUACGCAGUGCUGGUAUGCAGUUCAACUGCAGGGUUUGUAGAGAGUAUAUCUUUAUUAAAAUCUAUUUAUUUUUUUCUGUCUCUGCUCUUCUGUGUGAUAAUUUUUUUUUUUUUAGUACUGAAGUUGUUUGCAAUCUCUUUUGAAGGAAAGAAGAACCGAAUGGAAUUUAAAGUUAUAUUUUGUUAUUGAGCACAUAUUAUGUGGUGUAUACUACAUGCACAAAAAAAAGGCAUUAAAAAAGCCCCUUCAAUAAAAAAAAAAAAUGAAAAAAAAAAAGUAUUAAAUUUGAACCUCUUCUAAUAUUUCCUAUCUUUUUGUGAUUUCAAAAUUAAAAACAAAAAGUUGGGUACAGCCACCCCUAACACAGACGUCUAUGGGAAGUGACUGCAGUAGCUUCCUAUCCAGUUUGUUACAUACACUACACACGCCCGCCACUGAUUAAUAGCGCCAUUGGCUACAAAUGCUCAAGCUGCGUUAACUUUCGGUUCCAAUCGUGCAGAAAGUGCUGGAGGUGACGUCACACUUUCGCCAGCCACAGCCAAUUCAUUCGGACAUGGCUUCUGUGAAUGGGACUUCAAGUCACUUUUCAAUUUCUGGAACAGGAAUUCAAAUACUUGUGCUUGUUAGUUUUUGUUCUGUUCUGUAGCUUAAUGGCAUUCAAACACAGUGAACAUUUUUAUCAGAAACUGAAGUAUUGUUUUUUCUUAUGUAACUCUGUUAAGAUAUAUACUUGCUGUGAAUUUUUUGUUUGUUUUUGUUUUGGCGAGUUUCUUUUGACAUGUAACAUUUCUGUAAAUAAUUGGAAUAUUACAACAGGUUAUAUAAUAUAUUGGCUGAAGAUAUGUCUGAAAAUGUACUUAAAGUUUGACGAUAAACAUCAGUUGUGUGCCUUUAAAAAAAAAAGUAUUGCAUGAAACAGUAGUUGGGUAAAUUCACCCUGAAUUUUAUCCAUCCAUGUAAAUAAGGAUUUUUUUUCACUGAAUUGUUGAUGAACUCAUGGAAUGUUGUAUUUACAGGGAUAUUUGUACAGCCAGGUGUAUUUCAACUAAACGUUUUCAGGAGAGAAAAAAAAAGUAGGGUUAUUUUUGUUAUGUAGCUAAUUCAUGUCCAGAAAAAUAUUUGGGCAAAGAUCUAACUUCGUACAACCUUGUGUUGAUGAAAACAAAACAUUUUUAUCAAAAAAGUGCUUUCUGUGGUAAAUCACCUUAACCUGAUGUUACACACCUUGUUUUUUUUUUCCUAUAUAUAUUGUAUUACCAUGGUAACUAUUUAUUUAACGCAUCCAAGACGGACAAUCGGCAUUUCAUACUAGUAGUGACUCAAAAAGUGCAAUAGCAUUAUGUUCGACGUACGCAAUUGUUGACAAAAUUUAAACAGUUCUAUAACAUACAUUGGCAUUAAGAAAUUGUUACUUUAGACGACGUCAAUCAAGUUACACAAUCCAUGAUGUUUACAAUUAUAACGCAUGUAUGUCCAUAAUAUCAGCAUAAUUUAGUACUUUGAAUGAUAAAUGGUUGAUUUAAGCAUAAAAAUGCUGCUUGUUUUAAUAGUGCUAAACCAGUAUCUAUCACGUUAAAAAAAACACCAUUUUGCAUGGAAACUUUGUGCUUUGAAGAAAUGCAUUCAACAGUACCAAUUUAAAGAAUUGAAAUAAUAUGUCGAAUAUUUUCUUGAUCUGAAUAGCAAAAAAAAUUGCAUGAAGCAGCCUUAAUAUAAGUACAUGCAUUGAGCUGAUAUUUUGUAUCGUAAAACAAACAUUAAGCAAAGGAAUGUUAAAUAAAGAAAAGUGCAGCCUAUUAUUAAAAAAACCAAAUUAUUAUAAAAUUGGUUUAAAUUUCUUCAAAUGUGUCUACUACUUUUGUACACAAAUAUGAGUGAUUUAAAUUGUUGACACAGCAAGAAAUGGAAUGUUGAAGACCGACAAAUGUCAACUCUUGUACAUAAACCUCUGUUAAAAAUACUUGCUUUAUUGUUCUGGAUUUUCAAGUGACCUCAACACUUUCAGACUUAAAUAAAAAAAAAAAGUUUUGAAGAAAAAAAAACAAA